Molecule: messenger RNA, 1458 nt
Organism: Suillus subalutaceus
Lineage: Eukaryota; Fungi; Basidiomycota; Agaricomycetes; Boletales; Suillaceae
Exons: 2
Coding region: 1-1458 (485 amino acids)
Source: RefSeq, a predicted model, not a curated record
AUGAGCCUGGAGAAAUGCGAGUCUCUACAGCGGGCAUGGCGAGAUAUUGUGAUGAUCUUGGCCAAGUUUCAGAGGCGAUUCCUGGAGAUAUGGAGCAUGAUGUAUUACCUUGAGAUAUUUGAGCUGCGGUUGAAAUUUGAGGACAGAGUGCAUGGGGUCAACAAGACUUGGAUGGGGUGCUUCACCACAGACUCCACUAUCGCAUUGAGGCUCCACAAGGCUGGUGUACCUGUGUGGUUGAUACAAGAUGUCAGGCUCGUCAAUGAUAAUAUUAACAUCCACCAAGUUGUUCCCUUCACUCUUGCUGACCUUGUGUUUGGGAUGUACCUCCAUCCCAUUAAGAACUUUGCUCAACCUUUCGAUAUCCGGCACAAGGGUCCAAAGAUCUCCAUAGAUCACACCAAAGUCAAUCACUUUGCAGCUUCCAGAGAGCCAUCAUUGGGUAAAGCACCCACCAGGACCAUGAAAACUAAUUUUGGUUUGCCAUUCUUAUCUAAUGACUAUCUAGAUGAACCAACUGCUCUGCGCCAGAACCAGUCUCAAGUUGGACGUGACAAAUGGUGCGACGUGGCUCACCUGUUUAUGCCCGACAUCAACACCUUCUUCGCAUCAGCUAUGAGUCACGCGGAGAAAGAUUUGAGUCAUGUCAAGCCAACCCGCGCAAUAAUGGAUGAGGGAUACAGGCUCCCUGAUCCUGGAUUAUUUGUCAAUGUCCUUUCAUCACAGUCUCUCAAAAAAUACUUCACUAACUGGUUGGCAUGCCGUGAGUCGUGGCUGAAGCAUGUUUAUAUGUUGCCUCCAUCUCCACUCCCUUGGUCCCAAAGCUGGCAUGAUCUAUUGAUCAUGCAGCCAACACCACAGCCCUCGUCGUCAAGUGGUCAGAUGCCAUCAGGCAAGACUGGCAAGUCCAAAGCCAAACUCAACGUAUUCUUUGGAGAUGCACUAUCACUUUUAUGCCAGUUUUGGACUGGAUCCCACAGAUGUUGCAAUGGAGGGGUCAGAAAAUCGAAGCAGCAAUGCUUGAGAAUCCGCCGCAUCAUCUUGUUCAACAGAUCAUAUUGCAAGCAAAGCUUCCGAUACGACCUUCUGGAACUUGAUGAACAUCUUGCCGGUCAUAUGUGGCUGGAUCAGGAGGCGAAGAAGCAUCGCAUGGAGUUGCUCCGUGGAAUUUUUCCUCAGCAUGCCCUCACCAUGUGGGACAAGGAUUUUUCGACUCGGAAUGAUGGACUUAAUGCUGAGUCUUUCCACGAUGCUCUUCCAUAUUUCGAGAAUUUUUGUCAAGUGUUGAUCACAUGGGACGGUGCUCCUCAAGAUCUCAAACAGCCUUUCACCAAGUCGAUGCCUGAGGGAGAGAAGUGGCAAUGCAUAAAGCAAUGUGCCCUGUUUUAUGUACAAUCAUUUUACAACAACACAGGUCACCCCCCCAUGGUCCCUCAUAUACUUUACACGGAUCCAUAG